Messenger RNA from Pipra filicauda (Wire-tailed manakin), 2786 nucleotides. It is a transcript of the gene GFI1B, whose product is annotated as growth factor independent 1B transcriptional repressor. The record is from RefSeq and is a predicted model, not a curated record. Gene Ontology annotation, biological process: regulation of transcription by RNA polymerase II. Lineage: Eukaryota; Metazoa; Chordata; Aves; Passeriformes; Pipridae. Gene Ontology annotation, molecular function: DNA-binding transcription factor activity; RNA polymerase II cis-regulatory region sequence-specific DNA binding. The coding region runs from base 96 to 1100 and encodes 334 amino acids. The transcript has 7 exons.
AGGAGUCCUGAGAGAAGGCGACGUCCCGCUGGUCUGGGGAGAUUUCAAGGCGAAUCCAGUAAAGCAAAGUCCCCCAAACAGAAAGUGAAUGGAAAAUGCCACGUUCCUUUUUGGUGAAGAGCAAAAAGGCUCAUACCUACCACCAACACCGCUUUGUGGAAGAUGACCUGCCUGCACUCACGUGGGGCCCAGUAAGCUCUGCCUUCACUGCCACAGGAGACAGGACACCAGAGGAUAUCAAGAAACAGGACCUGGAAUGUAUGAUUCCAAAACAAGAAAAGGACCCACCUGAACUGAAGGAAGAAAGUGUCCCUGUCCAGUACCUGAGCAGGAUGCUGCCAGGCCCUUCAGCUCAAGAGGUGCCCAUCCCAGCUCUGCAGAUCAAGGACUGCACUAACACAACCACUCCUGCCUUCUACAAAACUGGCUUCUCUUGGGAUGCUUUCCACGUGCCAUACAGCUACCAACAGAUGUCCUCCACCAUGCAGUCAGCCCUGCUGGAGCACCCUGUUAGCCUGUAUGGGAGCCACCUCCUGCCAAGCUCUGAGCCCCCCCUGGACUACAGCAUGCACUAUUCCUCAGACAUGGAGACCUACCACUGCGUGAAGUGCAACAAGGUGUUCUCCACUCCCCAUGGACUGGAGGUCCACGUCCGAAGGUCUCACAGUGGGACUCGGCCCUUUGCUUGUGAAGUGUGUGGCAAAACCUUUGGGCAUGCUGUAAGCCUGGAGCAGCACACCAAUAUCCACUCCCAGGAAAGAAGCUUUGAGUGCAAGAUGUGUGGGAAGACAUUCAAACGUUCCUCCACCCUCUCCACUCAUCUGCUGAUCCAUUCGGACACACGGCCCUAUCCCUGCCAGUACUGUGGCAAACGCUUCCACCAGAAGUCGGAUAUGAAGAAACACACUUACAUCCACACUGGUGAGAAGCCCCACAAAUGCCAGGUCUGUGGCAAAGCCUUCAGCCAGAGCUCCAACCUCAUCACCCACAGCCGCAAACACACCGGGUUCAAACCCUUCAGCUGCGAGCUCUGUGCCAAGGGCUUCCAGCGCAAGGUGGAUCUGCGGAGGCACCGCGAGACCCAGCACAGCCUCAAGUGAGGAAGGGCUCCAGGUCUUUGCUGGAGCUCCCACUGCAGACUGUCCCCAGCAUCUCCAUCCAGUGUGGGACUCAUGGCACCCUGUGUUCCCCUGGGGACUGGCAAAGUCAUGUCAUUGGCUUUGGUGCUUGGCACCCCAGGGCCUUGCACGUCCCAAAGAAACCUCUGGGGGGGGGGUCUCACUUUUCAAUUACAACAGGUACCAGCCCAGAUCUGACAUCACCUGCUCAAGUGCAAACCCAGAGAAAUUCCUUCAAGGUCACUGUUACUCUGGAUUGACACCAUGUGCAGAAUCCAGUUCUUUCAGGCUGCCCAGCAGUGAGGUGGGAACUCCUGGGCUGGUGGGAGCCACAAUCUGUGCCAAGCCAGUGCUGUAACCGUGUCCUGCUCCGAUGGUUGGGAAGAUAAGGCCAGGCCAUGCAAAUAGAUUGCGUUCAGUGAGCUGUGUUCAGCCUGGACAGGGCUUCUGCAGAGACUUGCCCAGGCCAUAAAUUCUGCCAACAGACACCUAAAGUCAUUUCUUUCAGCAGAGCAUUUACUGUGAUCAAAUGACAAGUUAACUGUGCUGUAUUUUUAGCUUGGAGUGGGAGGAAAAUACUGAAGAAACAGCUCCUAUCCCUAGCUGAUAACAGGGGUCUCUAAAUACAUUCCUCAGACACACCAUGCUGCAAAGAUCCCUGCCUUGGUGGCAAGCAAGCAAGCUCCAGGAAGAGCCAUGCCACAACACCAGGCAUAAGCCCCAUGUCUUGGUACCAUGGGAGAGUCUGGCUGCUUUUGGAAUCUGGGCUCUGGUAUGUCCCACAAUAUUUCAGUGCAUACCAACUUAGAGCUGUCCUGGGCAGUCCUGUGUCACUGCAUGGUCAGGAUUGGCCCUUGGAUGUCGAUGCCAAGGGCCAGAAUCCUGCUUUCCAGCCCCUCUCUUAAAGGAGGAAGUGGCUGAGCCUGUACAUGCUGGCAGAGUAUGCAAGUACCUUACAAAUAUUAUACAAACAGAGCAGUGGCAUUUCCUCCUUCUUCCAGGUUCAGGGGGUGAAGCAAAGCACUGGAACAAGUAAAGAACCAGUUCCCCUCCAAGCUCUGCUACAUUCUCUCUCUCUAACCUUUGGCAAGUCACUGCACUGGGCUUUUGUUUCUCCCACCCCCCUCCUGGUGACGUGGGAUCAUUCUCUCAGGUUUGUAGAGUCCCUUGAGUUCUUAACAGGAAGGACAAAGUAUUAUUAUAACACAAAUAAGGCAAGUGCUUCCACUUAAGCAGGGCACUGUAGCAGCACACAGCCCACUCCAUAACUACAUCCCUGAACACACGGCCUUGGACAAUGGCACCAGUGGGAAUUACCCUGGGAAUGGGCUGUGGCACAAACCAUUUCACUCCAAAGGUUUAUGAGGGAAGGCUGCCAUCGUGGGCAAAGACAAAUGGUCCAAGUGGAAAAUUCAUGUAUUGCCAGGAGAGAAGAGAUGUCUGUCCUGCCCUCAGUUACACUGCUGUAAAUCCAAAGUUAUUCUCCUAAGACCUAAAAUGUACUUGCCCCUGUUUUAUGCUGUGCCUAAGCUGUUAGUUAUUAAUAUGCAUUCUGGAAGCUCAAAACAGAGUCUGUACUCCUGGCUUUACUUGUACACUGUAAAUAUGUAUUUAUACUUAUUCUAAUGUAUAUUUUUAUUGCUCUGUACCAGACAGUGACAACAUGUA